GCAGCGCUGGUGGUAUCGCUGGAGUUUAAGGUGUCGGCAAGAGCGGUGGCGGUGUGAACACCACUCUUGCUGCUGUGCUGCGUUCGGCUGUUGCUGUUCGUUCGUGCGUUCGUUUCGGUUUGCAGCAGCGCUGCGCUGCGUUACGCUUUGCACACCUCGUUUUUUUGCUCGUUUCGCUUUAGUUUGGCUAGCGCUUCGGCAAUAUACGAUUUUUGACUGGCUCAAACAAACUCUUAACACGAUCGUAGAGCGUAGAACGUCGCUUCGUCUGAUCGCUGAACGCUCGCUCGCUCGCACGGUCGCUGGUUCGCGUCGUUCGUGAGGUCGGCUAUGAGCUCUGACGCUUAUAAAAGUAGCAAGGACAUACGUCUGGGCCAUUAGUCGAAAUCUAUUAACGCACAACGCGAAGUCGUCUGAAUUUGGCGUUGGCGAGUGUUGAACAACAAAUUCAUUCAUUAAUUAACAACUUAAAGAAAAUAAAUAAAAUAAAAAUUCAAACGCGCUACAACAAUUAAUUGAAAUUUAUUUAUUUAUUAAAUACAAAAACGUGCAAAGAAAAUAUGUUUAAUUUUUUUUAAUAUUUUCAAUGAAUUUGAGAUAAAGUAAAUAAGCGACGGCUUUAAGCGUUUUUAAAAAAUCACAAAAAGAAAUCAAAUGAAAAUUAUUGGACAAUUAAACAAAAUAUGAUUACAAGAAUUAUCAACAAAUAAAAGUGUUAAAAAUAUUUAAAGUGUGAAAGCUGAAAGUUGUAAGAAAAUAUAAAAAAUAUUUUACAACAAAAGGUGUGAAAAAUAUAACAAAACAGACACAAACUGCAGCAUUUUUGCAGUAAAAAAAUUGAAUAAAAACUAUUUUUAAAAAAUAAAAAAAUUGAAAUAAACAAAAUGUUCGCAAGCUCAUAUUUUAUAAAAUUGUUAACGCGGCAGUGCACCACCAACGAUGUACAGCACCUGUUGCUCGUCUUCUUCACAGUGCUGACAAUGAUCUGCUUCCUGCAAUGGCUUCUAAAAGUCUAUCGCGAGCUGCGCAAAUUACCACCGGGUCCAUGGGGUUUCCCCGUUAUCGGCUAUCUGUUCUUCAUGGGCAAUGAGAAGCACACGCGCUUCAUGGAGUUGGCCAAGCAAUACGGUUCGCUCUUCUCCACGCGUCUGGGCAAUCAAUUGACCGUAGUGAUGAGUGAUUAUAAAAUGAUACGCGAGUGCUUCAGGCGCGAGGAGUUCACCGGCAGACCGGACACGCCGUUCAUGCAGACCCUAAAUGGUUUAGGCAUCAUCAAUAGCACCGGCAAAUUGUGGAAGGAUCAGCGUCGUUUUUUGCAUGAAAAACUACGUCAAUUCGGUAUGACUUAUAUGGGAAACGGCAAGCAUGUGAUGGAGAAGCGUAUUAUGACCGAAGUACAUGAAUAUAUACACAAUUUAAGCGUCUCUGAGGGUCAACCCAUGGACAUGGCCCCCGCAAUCAGCGUCGCUGUAAGCAAUGUCAUCUGCAACAUUAUGAUGUCUGUACGCUUCUCAAUUGAUGAUCCGAAAUUCCGCCGUUUCAAUUUUCUCAUCGAAGAGGGUAUGCGUUUAUUCGGUGAAAUCCACACAGUCGAUUACAUACCCACCGUACAGUACUUCCCCUCGAUUUUGACUGCCAAAACGAAAAUCGCCAAGAAUCGCGAGGAAAUGCAACGUUUCUAUCGUGAUGUCAUCGAUGAUCACAAAAAGAGCUACGAUCCAACGAAUAUACGCGAUUUGGUCGAUUUCUAUUUGGCUGAAAUUGAGAAGGCGAAGGAUGAGGGACGCGAUGAGGAAUUGUUCGAUGGCAAAAAUCAUGAGGAACAAAUCGUUCAAGUCAUCAUCGAUCUCUUCUCCGCCGGCAUGGAAACGAUCAAAACCACUCUGCUCUGGAUCAAUGUAUUCAUGCUGCGUAAUCCCGAUGCAAUGAAACGUGUACAAGAGGAACUCGAUCAGGUUGUCGGUCGUCAUCGUUUGCCCUCAAUCGAGGAUUUGCAAUUUUUACCAGUAACCGAAUCGACGAUUUUGGAAUCGAUGCGUCGCUCAUCGAUUGUGCCGCUCGCCACCACACACUCGCCAACAAGAGAUGUCGAAUUGAAUGGCUACAAAAUCCCCGCCGGCUCACAUGUCAUACCGCUCAUCAAUAGCGUGCACAUGGACCCCAAUUUGUGGGAGAAACCCGAAGAAUUCAAUCCACGUCGCUUCCUCGACUCCGAGGGCAAAGUGCGCAAACCCGAAUACUUCAUACCCUUCGGUGUGGGCCGCCGUAUGUGUUUGGGUGAUGUGUUGGCGCGUAUGGAACUGUUUCUCUUCUUCGCCUCCUUCAUGCAUUCCUUCGAUAUCACACUGCCGGAGGGACAACCACUGCCCAGUUUGAAGGGUAAUGUGGGCGCUACUAUCACACCGGAAACCUUCAAAGUCUGCCUGACGCCGCGACCGCUCACACAGAAAGUGGAUGUGAAUGCAAUGAAACCAGCUGAUUUGCAGAGCUCACGCACUUUGUAAAUGUUGAAAACAGUCAAAUGUCAAAAGUUUUGACACGUGCGCUUACAACAAAGUGGGUGAAGGAGAGAGUAAGAGAGAGCGCGAUGUGAGUGUGUUAGUAGUGCAGGCUGCAGGCGACUCAAUGCAAUUGCAGAGCGUAUGAGCUAAGUAGAGCGCGCGCAUACUAAUGAGCGCGUAAGUGAUGGAGUGCGAGAAAGAGAGAAGUAGAGUUAUAGAGACAGCACGCACAAGCGCUAUGUGGCGAGUAUUUGCAGAUGUACGGAGUGUACCAGAGCACGGUCUUGUUCCUAAUUGACAAUUUCUAAUUGUCAAUAAAACAAACAACAAAAUAUUUAGUAUAUAUAUAUUUUAAAUGACAACAACAAAUAAGCUAUACGAUUUAUAUCUAUAAAAUAUAUAUACUUAUAUAUAUAUAUAUAUAUAUAUAUAUAUAUAUACGUAAAAAUUGUUACUUGUAAGUAGUUGGAGAGAGAGCAGCACAAUGAAGAAUGAAGUUAAUGUAUUUUUUCUAGUUUUUAAAGCGAAAAGAGUGUAGUAGAGAGCAUGAGCGAGCGCGAGUGUAUGAGAGCAAUAGCUUAAACUAAACAGAACAAUAUUUAUUUGUUUUAUAGUAUUUUCAUGUAGAAAAAAACUUCCAUAAAAUCAUUAAAGUUGAGCAUAAAUAUAUAGCGAAAAUAAUGCAAUAUUUCACAGUUAAAUGAGAGAAGCUUCAUUAGCGCUUCUGCCUUGAAGGAUUUGAAGCAUUUUUGCUUUGUUUUUGAGCUUAAGCGCUUAGAGCAUUUAUCCGUGAAACACUGUAUUAACACUGCAAAUGCUUGUAAGUAUAAUUAGUUACAGUUAGCGCA
Messenger RNA from Zeugodacus cucurbitae (melon fly), 3349 nucleotides. It is a transcript of the gene Cyp18a1, whose product is annotated as cytochrome P450 18a1. Gene Ontology annotation, molecular function: heme binding; oxidoreductase activity, acting on paired donors, with incorporation or reduction of molecular oxygen, reduced flavin or flavoprotein as one donor, and incorporation of one atom of oxygen; iron ion binding. NCBI's taxonomy places the organism in Eukaryota, Metazoa, Arthropoda, Insecta, Diptera, Tephritidae. Gene Ontology annotation, biological process: xenobiotic metabolic process. Bases 885 to 2504 code for a protein of 539 amino acids. Gene Ontology annotation, cellular component: cytoplasm; intracellular membrane-bounded organelle. The transcript is spliced from 5 exons. The record is from RefSeq and is a predicted model, not a curated record.